Messenger RNA from Onthophagus taurus, 1570 nucleotides. Its product is annotated as proclotting enzyme. Lineage: Eukaryota; Metazoa; Arthropoda; Insecta; Coleoptera; Scarabaeidae. Gene Ontology annotation, biological process: proteolysis. Gene Ontology annotation, molecular function: serine-type endopeptidase activity. The record is from RefSeq and is a predicted model, not a curated record.
UUCAUCAAAAACCCUUUGGCAUGAUGGGGUUUUUAAUUCGACUAUUCGUUGUGUGUUGUUCCCUACAUCUAAUUAAGUGCUUAGAAUCAUCAAAUUUAGAUGACACCAUCGUCGUUGAAUCUGAAGCCUACAAUAGGCAAACUCGCCAAAUAUUUUUAAACGCCAUUCCAAUCAUUUUGCAACAACCCGUUUUCGAAGAUUUAUCAAAAUCGCCUUGUUUCACGAAAGAUGAUGAAGCAGGGUUAUGCAUGUCCUUUAGGCAAUGUUAUCCAACUACGGAAGAACCAAACUUUCAAAAUUGGUUGUUAAGCGUUCAAAAUACUUGCGAAUAUCGCACGGCGCAAGGCAGAAAACUUGUAGGGGUUUGUUGCACUGGUCUUUCUUCGCAAUCAAAUUCGAUCCCUUUCCAAAUCCUUAAUGAUUCUUCUGUAGUUGAAAAACAAUUUAUUCACGGAGGAUGGCCACCUCCGUUACCAACCCACCCCCCUUCCGUUACAAUUCCUCCUCUUCCAACUCAUCCCCCAACCACUUACCCUCAAUGGACAACUUCAACUCUCAAACCACCAAAUUGGCCACCCCAAACUACCAAACCACCAAAUUGGCCUCCCCAAACUACUAAACCACCAAAUUGGCCUCCCCAAACCACCAAACCAGUUUGGCCACCAAAUCCUACUCCGGCAAAACCCACUCCUCCAACAACAAGUUAUUCUGAGUGUGGAAUGAAGAAUGGGGAUCAAAAUAGAAUUGUUGGUGGACAUAAUGCUGAUAUAAACGCAUGGCCGUGGAUGGCUGCUUUAUUUAAUAAUGGAAGACAAUUUUGUGGGGGUUCAUUAAUCGAUAAUAUUCACAUUUUAUCAGCUGCCCAUUGCGUGGCGCAUAUGAGUUCUUGGGAUGUUGCUCGUUUAACGGUUAGAUUAGGCGACCACAACAUCCAUUCAAACUACGAAAUUCAGCAUGUUGAGAAACGUGUAAAAAGGGUGGUGAGACAUCGAGGAUUUGACUCAAGAACUUUAUACAACGACGUCGCUGUUUUAACGAUGGAUUCUCCAGUAACAUUUUCAAAGCAAAUUCGUCCAAUUUGCCUUCCAACUGCUUCGGAUGGCACAACUGGACGAGCGGGACAACGAGCAACCGUUAUAGGUUGGGGAAGUUUAAGAGAAACCGGACCUCAACCAUCCAUUUUGCAAGAAGUUGACAUUCCAAUUUGGAGUAAUACUGAAUGUAGAAUUAAAUACGGCCCCGCUGCUCCUGGUGGUAUUACCGAGCAUAUGUUAUGUGCUGGGCAAAUCGAUAAAGAUUCUUGUAGUGGAGAUAGUGGAGGUCCGUUAAUGAUAAAUUCUGGAAAAUGGACACAAGCUGGUGUUGUAUCCUGGGGAAUUGGUUGCGGAAAGGGACAAUAUCCCGGAGUUUAUAGUAGAGUGGAAAGUUUUCUUCCAUGGAUUCAAAAGAAUUUGAAAGAUUCUUAAAUCGUUUUUUGAACACGGAUUUUAUUUACUUCAUUUUAUUUAUGUUUCCUAUGAAUGUUUAACUUGAAUAUUAAAUCGAUUUGUCUAAUAAAAGCUGAAAUAUA